Messenger RNA from Pelobates fuscus (common spadefoot toad), 14336 nucleotides. It is a transcript of the gene ANK2, whose product is annotated as ankyrin 2. Gene Ontology annotation, cellular component: cytoplasm. The record is from RefSeq and is a predicted model, not a curated record. Gene Ontology annotation, molecular function: protein binding. The transcript has 52 exons. The coding region runs from base 397 to 12318 and encodes 3973 amino acids. Gene Ontology annotation, biological process: signal transduction. NCBI's taxonomy places the organism in Eukaryota, Metazoa, Chordata, Amphibia, Anura, Pelobatidae.
GUCCCAGAAGACCUUUCUGGUUUGGUGAGGAGUUAAAGGAUGAAUUGUCAGCUGGUCUGAAGCUUGCAUUUAUUUACAAUCAAUGCAAAUCUAGAAUGAUGCCUGUGUGAAAAAUUAGCUUUUACUAUCUCUUUUUUUUUUUAUUUUAUAAACUAAAUCUUCUGCAUGUCAUCUGCUUAUAGUUAAAACAGUGGUGCCAAUGGUGUGUUGGCAUUACGAUGCAGCAUUGUAUGAUGGGUUUUGCAGCAUAUGGACCAAAGCUCUAAUUUAGCAGUGGAUUGCAGGAUUACAGUGGAAAGUUCGUUCUGGCAGCUGCAGACUUGGCGGAUAAUAAAUAAAUUGGGAUUUUCCUUUGAUAAGACCUGACUCUUUGGAGCUGGUGUUUGCCUUCUCAAAAUGGCUCAUGCAGCUGCAUCAAUAAAAAAAGUACGGGAGUUGGAACUACCCAACAUUGAGGAGAAGGAGAAGGAAAGGGAAAGGGAAAGGAAAAGGCGUAAGAUCCCUAGGGAGCGAUUAGAACGGAAACGUAAGUCGGAAAGCAAUGCGAGUUUCCUGAAAGCUGCUCGAGCUGGUAAUGUGGAUAAAGUAGUGGAAUACCUGAAAGGAGGAAUAGACAUCAACACUUGUAACCAGAAUGGACUCAACGCUUUGCACCUUGCAGCUAAAGAGGGACAUAUGGACCUUGUACAUGAAUUGCUGGAAAGAGGAUCCACAGUGGACUCCGCAACCAAGAAAGGAAACACAGCUCUACACAUUGCAUCGCUUGCUGGUCAGAAUGACGUGGUGAAAAUUCUGGUUAAGGAAGGAGCCAAUAUUAAUGCCCAGUCUCAAAAUGGCUUUACUCCAUUAUAUAUGGCUUCUCAAGAAAACCACCUGGAAGUUGUCAAAUAUCUACUGGAAAAUGGAGCCAAUCAGAGCACUGCCACAGAGGACGGUUUCACUCCGCUGGCUGUGGCAUUGCAGCAAGGACACAACCAAGUAGUGGCGAUUCUUCUGGAGAAUGAUACAAAAGGGAAAGUCAGGCUUCCUGCCCUGCACAUCGCAGCCAGAAAGGAUGACACUAAAUCUGCUGCUCUCUUGCUGCAGAACGACCAUAAUGCAGAUGUCCAGUCAAAGAUGAUGGUGAAUAGGACGACUGAGAGUGGUUUUACUCCUCUUCACAUCGCUGCGCACUAUGGAAAUGUAAACGUGGCCACACUUUUGCUUAACAGAGGAGCUGCAGUGGACUUUACAGCCAGGAAUGGAAUCACCCCUCUGCACGUGGCGUCAAAAAGGGGAAACACAAACAUGGUGAAGUUAUUGUUGGAUCGAGGAGGGCAAAUCGAUGCCAAAACCAGGGAUGGACUUACUCCGCUACAUUGUGCGGCGAGAAGUGGACAUGACCAAGCAGUGGAGCUGCUUCUGGAGAGGGGAGCACCACUUCUUGCAAGGACCAAGAAUGGACUUUCUCCUCUCCACAUGGCUGCCCAGGGGGAUCACGUUGAAUGUGUGAAACAUUUGCUGCAGCACAAGGCCCCUGUUGAUGAUGUCACUCUGGAUUACCUGACUGCCCUUCACGUUGCAGCUCAUUGUGGACAUUAUCGAGUAACAAAACUUCUUCUAGACAAGAGGGCAAAUCCUAAUGCCCGCGCCCUGAAUGGUUUUACUCCAUUGCACAUUGCCUGCAAGAAAAAUCGUAUCAAAGUUAUGGAACUCCUAGUGAAAUAUGGGGCUUCAAUCCAAGCUAUAACAGAGUCUGGUCUUACUCCAAUACACGUGGCUGCUUUCAUGGGCCACUUGAACAUAGUACUUCUGCUGCUGCAAAACGGAGCCUCUCCAGAUGUCACUAACAUUCGUGGCGAGACAGCACUACACAUGGCGGCACGCGCUGGGCAGGUAGAAGUGGUUCGUUGCCUUCUGAGAAAUGGUGCCCUUGUUGAUGCUAGGGCCAGGGAGGAACAGACGCCUCUUCACAUUGCAUCCCGUUUGGGUAAGACAGAAAUUGUCCAGCUGUUACUCCAACACAUGGCUCAUCCAGAUGCUGCUACUACGAAUGGAUACACCCCUCUUCACAUUUCUGCAAGGGAAGGACAAGUAGAUGUAGCAUCAGUCUUGCUGGAAGCUGGUGCUGCUCACUCAUUGCCCACCAAGAAGGGAUUCACACCAAUGCAUGUUGCAGCAAAAUAUGGAAGCUUUGAUGUGGCUAAACUACUGUUGCAACGCCGAGCGCCUCCGGAUGCCGCUGGAAAGAAUGGGCUCACACCGCUCCAUGUUGCUGCUCACUAUGAUAACCAGAAGGUCGCAAUGUUGUUACUUGAAAAAGGAGCUUCUCCUCAUGUUACUGCCAAGAAUGGCUACACACCUCUUCACAUUGCUGCCAAGAAGAACCAGAUGGAGAUUGCUACUACCCUGCUCAACUAUGGUGCCGAUACCAAUAUUCUAACAAAACAGGGAGUGACCCCACUUCACCUAGCAGCCCAAGAAGGACAUGCAGAUAUGGCAACACUGCUGCUGAAUAAGAAAGCCAACAUUCAUGUGGGAACUAAGAAUGGGCUGACACCAUUGCAUCUUGCUGCCCAGGAAGAUAAGGUGAAUGUAGCUACACUCCUGGAAAAGAACGGAGCCAACCUAGAUGCUCAAACUAAGCUCGGUUACACGCCACUAAUUGUAGCAAGUCAUUAUGGAAACAUUAAGAUGGUGAACUUCCUUCUUACACACGGAGCUGGAGUUUCAGUUAAAACAAAGAACGGCUACACCCCUUUACAUCAAGCCGCCCAGCAAGGACAUACCCACAUCAUAAACGUCCUGCUGCAGCAUGGCGCCAAACCGAAUGCUACAACUGCGAAUGGCAACACCGCCCUCGCAAUUGCUAGACGCCUAGGAUAUAUCUCGGUGGUGGAUACAUUGAAGGUUGUUACUGAAGAAAUCGUCACCACAACAACUCAGACCGUUACCGAGAAACACAAACUGAAUGUGCCUGAAACAAUGACGGAAGUGCUUGAUGUUUCUGAUGAGGAAGCCUUUAAGCUCAUGAGUGAAUACUUGUCUGAAGAGAAACUUCUCGAUGUGGAAGGAGAUGAUACAAUGACUGGAGACGGGGGAGAGUAUCUUCGACCUGAGGAUUUAAAAGAACUUGGAGAUGAUUCUCUGCCAAGCAGCCAUUUUCUGGAUGGCAUGAACUAUCUAGGAUACGGCCUGGAUGGGGGACGCUCUGACAGUGCUAUGCCUAGCCUGCAAUCCUUCAGUUCAGACAGGGCACACUCCCUGAGCCAUGCAUCGUACCUGAGAGGCAGUGCCAUGAUAGACGACACCAUGAUCAUCCCCCAUGAACAGGUGACGUACUUAGCUAAGCAAGCAGAUCAGAACACUUACCGUCUCAGCUGGGGGACAGACAAUCUAGAUAAUGUUGCGCUUUCAUCUAGUCCUAUUCAUUCUGGCCACCUAUCUCCAUGUCUUGACCGAGACAACAGCAGUUUCCUUGUUAGUUUCAUGGUGGAUGCUCGUGGAGGGGCCAUGAAGGGAUGCCGGCACAAUGGACUAAGAAUAAUUAUUCCACCCCGGAAAUGCACUGCCCCAACACGAGUAACAUGUCGUUUGGUCAAGCGCCAUCGGUUGGCCACAAUGCCUCCAAUGGUGGAAGGAGAAGGUCUGGCUAGUCGUCUCAUUGAAGUUGGUCCUUCUGGUGCUCAGUUUCUUGGUAAACUUCACCUUCCUACGGCUCCUCCCCCUCUAAAUGAGGGAGAAAGCUUGGUCAGCCGAAUCCUUCAACUGGGACCUCCUGGGACAAAAUUCCUUGGACCCGUCAUUGUGGAGAUUCCUCAUUUUGCGGCUCUGAGGGGAAAAGAACGGGAACUUGUUAUCCUGCGUAGCGAAACUGGUGACAACUGGAAGGAACACUUUUGUGAAUUCACCGAGGAUGAACUAAAUGAAAUACUGAACGGAAUGGAUGAAGUCCUGGACUCUCCUGAGGAACUGGAAAAGAAACGAAUUUGUCGUAUUAUCACUCGAGACUUUCCACAAUAUUUUGCUGUGGUGUCCCGCGUUAAACAGGACAAUAACCUUAUUGGACCUGAGGGUGGUAUUUUGAGCAGUACUGUUGUCCCCCAAGUCCAAGCAGUGUUCCCAGAAGGUGCCCUUACUAAGAGGAUACGUGUUGGCCUUCAGGCUCAGCCAAUGCAUAGCGAACUGGUAAAGAAGAUAUUGGGCAACAAAGCCUCUUUCAGCCCUAUUGUAACUUUGGAGCCUAGAAGACGGAAAUUCCAUAAGCCAAUAACCAUGACCAUACCUGUCCCAAAAGCCUCCUCUGAGGCAAUGCUGAACGGAUAUGCUGGUGAAACCCCCACAUUAAGACUUCUAUGCAGUAUAACUGGUGGUACAACUCCUGCUCAAUGGGAGGAUAUCACUGGGACCACACCUCUUACAUUUGUUAAUGAAUGUGUUUCUUUUACCACUAACGUGUCUGCCAGGUUCUGGUUAAUAGACUGUCGACAAAUCCAAGAGUCUGUUACAUUCGCCAGCCAAGUGUAUAGAGAAAUUAUAUGUGUGCCCUACAUGGCCAAAUUUGUUGUAUUUGCCAAAUCCCAUGACCCCAUAGAAGCCCGACUACGAUGUUUUUGCAUGACGGAUGACAAGGUGGAUAAAACACUGGAGCAGCAAGAAAACUUUGCUGAAGUUGCUAGAAGUAGAGAUGUAGAGGUGUUGGAAGGUAAACCAAUCUACCUAGACUGUUUUGGCAACUUGGUGCCAUUAAUAAAGAGUGGUCAACAUCACAUAUUUAGUUUCUAUGCCUUUAAAGAAAACAGACUUCCGCUGUUUGUCAAGGUACGAGAUACCACUCAGGAACCUUGUGGACGUCUGUCUUUUAUGAAGGAGCCAAAAUCUACACGAGGCCUUGUAUAUCAAGCCAUCUGCAACCUGAAUAUCACAUUGCCACUUUAUAGUAAAGAAUCUGAAUCAGAUCCAGAACUUGAGGAUGAGGAAAACCUAAGGUCAGAAAAAAAUGAUGAAGAGACAGAAUCCACAGAGACAUCCAUCCUGAAAAGCCAUCUUGUUAAUGAUGUGCCAGUGUUGGCAAGUCCUGAUUUGCUCUCUGAAGUCUGUGAGAUGAAGCAAGAUCUGAUUAAAAUGACUGCAAUUCUAACAACUGAUUCAUCUCAGAAGACAAGUUCUGUCAAGCAGAAGGACAUUGAAAAAAACAGUGAGGAUCCGGGAGAACCUUUCGAAAUUGUUGAACAAGUAAAAGAAGACUUAGAAAAGGUUAAUGAAAUUCUUAGAACUGGACGUUAUACCAGAGAAGAAACUUCAUUUGAGGGUGCACAUGCUUCAAGACGCUACAGCAAAGAAGAGGAAUGGGUUAUUGUUGGAGAAGAUGAAGUUGAAGAAGCCAAACUGAGUGCACUUCUUGAAGAAACGCCAUGUGUAGAAAUAAGAAUCGGCAAAGGAGAGAAACCAACAGUAAAAUCUGACAUGACAGAAAUAGUGAAUUAUCUCACUAAUGAUCUGAAUGCUUACUCAUCUGAAGUCACUCAGGCAGGUGAAAUAGAAAAAAAAGAACAACGUAAAAUACCUUUAGAAAUUAAAAAGCCGAUCCGAAGAAAACUCAAGGAAAGAUUAAAGGAAGGAGAGCUACAGGGCAUGAAUGACCAAUCUGGACUAAAAAAGUUUAGUUCUGAGGAAUCGUUAGAUGACGAAGUAGGCCUUACUGCAAAUUCUACUGAUGUGAAGGAGGUUUCACCAGUAAUUGAGGAAACUCCAAUUGGAUCAAUAAAAGAUAAAGUAAAGGCUCUUCAAAAACGUGUAGAAGAGGAGCAAAAGGGUAUUAGAAGUGUACCAAGCAAAGCACCAGUUAAGGAUGCUGUAAAUGAACUUGUUAAAACACAAAAUGUAGCUGAAAUUGCCCAACCAUCCAUUUCUCAAUAUUCCAAAACACAAAAAGUAGAUGAAAUAGCCCAACCAUCCAUUUCUCAAUAUUCCAAAACACAAAGAGUAGAUGAAAUAGCCCAACCACCCAUUUCCCCGUCUGCUAAAACAGAGAGACUAGAAGAAACUAUGUCUGUUCGUGAGUUAAUGAGAGCUUUUCAAGCUGGCCACGAUCCAUCAAAAGAAAAGUCAGGACUGUUUGAGUACAAAGCAGUAAAAGCUCCAAUACAAAAAUCAACAUCUAUAGAGAGCAAAACUGCUUGUCUAGUAAAAGAUACAGAAAUGCACAUAGAUGAGCAGUCUAAAUUACAGCUAGAUUGUACAGAUACAGAACAUUCAAGUGACAGGUAUAACGUACAGAUGGCUGAGAAAGAACUAGGCCCUUUAAAAUCAUCUGAGCAUAAAAAAGGAUAUGAAGAAACCUCUACUUCAUAUUCUAAUGUGCAAGGAGAGAGACAGACUCCUAAAUUAAAUGAAAUGUCUUAUCAGUUUUUUAAUGAAGAGAGCUCCAAAAAGCGAUCUACUGUUAAAUUAAGAGUAAGCAUUAGUGAUCAGGAAGGGGAUCCACAGAUUAGUCCUGAUAGAAAAACAUCCACAGAUUUUUCUGAUGUUAUUAAGGAAGAACUUGAGGAUAAUGAUAAAUAUUUACAGUUCAAACAUCUUCCAGAAGCUGAAGGAGCUCAGUUAAACUUAGAUCAAAUUCUUAUUAGUCCUUUUAAUGUUGCAUUUCCUUCGGAUGAUGGCACAGAUGGGUUUCUUCCAGCUCUGCAUUUACAAAGUGGAACAUAUGAUGAUAGUUCUGAUAGUCUUAAGGAUGGAGUUGCUAAUUCUCCAAUUGGCAGUUUACUAGAUAAUACACCCCAUAUGAGCUCAGAGGAUAGCUACAAACAUGAAGGUCUAGCUGAGACUCCAGGAACAAGCCCUGAAAGCCUCUCGUUUUCACCCAAGAAGGCUGAUGAAGAAUUAAAAACGUCUUCAACCAUAUCGUGUAAGCCACCUUCCAAAGUGGAAGAAACUGAUUUGUACUCUGAAAAGGAAAGUCAACCAGUUGAAUGUAAAACUAUUUUACCACCCAGUGAUAAUUUUAAACAAUUACCUAAUGGGGUCCAAACUUCUAGUGAAACCUUCACAAAACAGGAUGCUUUCCAUGCCGAGCAAUCAAUUGCAACUGCAAGUCUGUCAGAAUGCACGGAAGCAAUUGGACAUUCUCCAGUAACGUCUGAACUUUUAAUGACACUUAAAAGCUCCCAAGGACUUGAACUAAAAUUUACUUCCCAAGAUGAUGAGGCAGGCAGCCCACUAGCUGAUGAAUCAAUAGCAAUCAGUCACAAAGAUUCCUUAGAAGCAAGCCCAGUUUUAGAAGAUAACUCUUCUCGUAAAACUCCAGAUUCUUUAGAGCCAAGUCCAAGCAAAGAAUCACCUUGUCAUGAUUCCCUUGAGAGUAGUCCAGUGGAAAAUAAAUUUAAAUCUGGAAUUCCAUUGGGAUCCAUUAGUCUUCACACAGGUCUUAAGUCAGAUCUGACCACAGAGCUGACUUUGCGCUCUAGAAUUCUCAGAGAUCCAGAUGGAAGUGCUGAGGAUGAUAGUAUAGAACAGACAUCCCUCAUGGAGAGCUCAGGAAAAAGUCCUCUUUCUCCAGACACUCCCAGUUCUGAAGAAAUAAGUUACGAGGUUACCCCCAAAACUCAAGAUUUACAGGCAUUUUCUAUGCUUCCAAAACCAGGUGUAAUUCAAGAAGUUGCUGAAGAACCUGAAGAUGAUUCAGAAAAUAAACCAACAAGAAGAUUUACACCUGAAGAAGAAAUGUUCAAAAUGGUUACAAAGGUCAAAAUGUUUGAUGAACUUGAACAGGAAGCAAAGCUGAAAAGGGAACACAAAAAAGAGUUCAAACAAGAAUGUGCCAUACAAAAUGAUCCAAAGAAUGUAAAUGAUGAUGACCUAGAAGAUGGUGAUAUAAAAUUAGUUCAAGAUGAGGAUGUGCAAAUAGUAGUGAUGUCUGUAGAAAGCAGGAAAAGUUCAUCUUCAUCAGAAAGUGAACCAGAACUAACACAACUUAAAAAGGGUGCUGACUCUGGUCUGCUCAUGGACCCUGUUAUUAGAGUUCAGCCUCCAUCACCAUUACCACCUAGCUUAGAUUCUAGUUCAAGUCCUGAAGAAACAUCGUUUCAACCAAUUACACUUGCUAAAGAUUCUUUCAAGAUAGAAGAGAAUCAACAACAAUUUGAGGAAUCACAAAAAACAGUACAGGUAGAACAUGGUAGUACCAACAUUAUAAGGGGUAAAAUGGGCAUUUAUUCUGAUAGCACCGAGGAUAAAAUGGAUGACUCCGUGAUUGAGGGCCUAGACUCAGUGAAACCAAUGAGUCCUAAUGGGCCAGUAACUCAGACUUAUGUUGAUAUAGAUAAUGUAAGUGUUGAUGUGGACAAAGAAGAAAAAAGUAAUCAACAAAAUAAAACCUCGAACAAUAGUGAUGAUCUAGAAAAUAUAUUUCCUUACCAUUUUACUACUAGUGAGAGUACAUCAACUAGUGUAGAUGUUUUCAAAGACAAUUAUACCACUCAGUGCCUAGACCAUGUUUCAGAUGAUCAUGGUGUAUCUUAUACCAUGGAACAUGAUUGUAUAUCUUUGAUAUCACCAGUAAAAGAUAAUUUCACAGAAAAAGAAAACUUGUUUGAUACAUCAAAAAAUGUAAUCGAAACGGAUUAUAAUAUAAUGCCUUCUACACCCAAACAAAUAGAUGAAGUGGCCUUUGCAGUUCCUGUACUAGCAGAUGGGGAAUCAUUUAAAAGUAGGGACUAUGUUCCAGAGAUAACAAGUCCAUAUGAAAAUGUCCCAUUUGAACACUUUUUUACCAGCCAUGAUAGUUUAGCAGAUACAGAGGAAGAAGAAAACAUUUUACUAAACAAAGACAGAAGUUUGACUGAGGAGUCUUUAAGUAGAGACCAUGACUUAGAACUCAGGGGAGAACCACUGGAUAAUAUGCAGUCGGACACGAACAUAACACCUUGGUGCUCAUCAAGCAAUGAAACAGAUGAAAGCUUUAGAAAACAUGUCUUAUCACAUGAUACAUUUGAGGACCAGUGCAACAAAGUGAUAGUAACUAAGCCAGAUGCUGAUCCUGACUGGAGUUCAAUUAGAGAAGAUGAUGAAGCCUUUGAAGCACGAGUUAAAGAAGAAGAACAAAAGAUAUUCGGAUUGAUGGUAGACAAACGUUCACAGGGAACAACACCUGAUACCACUCCUGCACGCACACCCACAGAAGAAGGUACACCAACCAGUGAACAGAAUCCUUUUUUGUUUCAGGAAGGAAAACUUUUUGAAAUGACCCGCAGUGGUGCAAUAGAUAUGACUAAGAGAACCUAUGCCGAUGAAAGCUUUCAUUUUUUCCAAAUCGGUCAGCAAUGUGGAGUAGAGCCAGUACAAGAAGAUAUAAAAGAAGAGAGUGGUGAAGAAGAGUCACCUAAUCCUGAAUGUUUGUCUGACCCAUUCACCCCAGUCGAAACUGAUUUAUCAGUAAAUGAAUUUCAGGAAACCACAGAAAUGUCAACAAAUUUGUGCGAAGCACAAAUAGAUGAAGACGAUUUAGAAACAGCAUAUGCUGUGGACACAGAAGUCGGAAAAUUAGAACAGAAAUCAAGGAUUCCUAUUAAGAUGGGUGUCUCUGCAUCUGGAUUAUCUCCCAGAAAGGAUGAUUUGGAGUCACCAAUAGCUGAGGAAAUAUCAACAAAUAUAUUGGAAAGGCAAUUAAGCUGUGAUACCUCAAAGGAUUCAUUGUCUUUAUCGCCUGAAAAAUUGGAGACUGACAUGGAGUUAGAUUUUACUCGUUUUGGAAAGAUAGAUGAAUCACCCGAUUCUUCACCAGAAGAUCAAAAAUCAGUAAUUGAAAUUCCAACUGCAGCUAUGGAACAUGGUUCGUCAACUGAAAUUAGGUCAAAAAUUCCUGUAAGGUCCACUUCAUCUGUAUCUGAAGAACAUUCCAGAUCCUCUCAACUUUGCACAGAAGGUAGUUUGCUAAUAGAUGGAAUCACUAAUGCAGAAGAUCAUAAGCCAAAGUCAAAAAUUCCUGUAAAAUCAUCUGUACAAAAAUCUGAGCAGCAAUUUUCAUUUUCAGAAACAUCUGAGUCCAAACUGUCGGAAGUUGGUAGUAAGAUACCAAUAAAACAAGAUAGCAGAAGUAAAUCUGAGUCAGAUGCCCAUUCAUCUUCAAAUACAAAAUCUAAACGCACAACUAAAACUAGGAGCUAUGCUGAGACUCAAAGCGAAAUUACGGAUAGUUCCAUGCCCAUCUUUGAAGGAGAAAUGAGUGAAGUGACGAAACCAAAGGUGCAUUCUUCAAGACUACCAGUUAAAGCAAAAAGUUUACCACCCUCACAAACAGCCACCUCCAUAAGUGAUGAACAAGAACGUUUUUUCGAAAUGUAUAAGAACUCUAUUGAUUUCUUUGAGGAUAUAAGUGAUGAAGCAUCAAAGCUUGUGGACCGACUCACACAGGCUGAAAGGGAGCAAGAGUCAGUAUCUGAUGAUGAAAGUAGUGCCUUUGACAUUUCUGUAAUUGAAAAUAUUCCUGUAAUGGAUGCACCACAGCAAUCGUUUCCUGAAGAUAUCUUUGACACAAGACCAAUAUGGGAUGAUUUAAUUGAAACACAAAUACAGCGCAUCCCAGAUGAGCAUUGUCAUGACAAUAAUCAAGAUUCACAGGAAGAUCAAGAGAGAACGGAACAAAGAUUGGCCUACAUUGCUGAUCACCUUGGCUUCAGCUGGACAGAACUUGCAAGGGACCUGGAUUUCACAGAAGAACAAGUGCACCAAAUAAGAGUUGAAAAUCCCAAUUCUUUACAAGAUCAGAGCCAUGCACUGCUAAAAUAUUGGCUUGAAAGGGAUGGAAAGAACGCCACAGAUACCGUCUUAAACCAGUGCCUCACUAAGAUUAACCGUAUGGAUAUAGUUCAUCUAAUGGAAACCUAUAUCAAGAAGCCUUUAAGUCACGCCAACCGCACGUACGCUGACAUGGAGCAAACCAUAAACCUUGACCACAGUGAAGGUUUCUCUGCUCUGCAGGAAGAGUUCUGUAGCCCCCAAAAGAAGGCUAUUGUUGAUCACUCAAACUCUCAUGACAGGGAGACAACUGAACAGCCUCCCUUGGUAUCUGAGGAGGACAUUUCAAUCAGUUGCUCAUUGUUCCAUGAAAGCACUGUCAGGGUUGAAGAUGACAAGUCUGUUGUAGAAAUGCUCAGGCAGCUUCAGAAAGAAAAAGUGGAAACAGAUAUCUCAAGGGAACCACAAAAUGUAACAAGAGCAUCAUCUUCUGAGCAGCAAGAAUAUGUUGUAACAUCGCCAGAGCUUGAGAAAGUACAACCAUCAGAUACAGCUCAAGAUUACAUGUCUUGUAAAGAAAUCCUUCAGUCUCCACUGGAAACCUGCGAAGCAUAUGACAGACAAUGCCUCCAAACCCCUGUGUCUGAUCAGCUCAGCAAUUCCCCCAUUGUGCAAGAACCAGAAGAAUUUUCAGAACAGGAAGACCAUGAUGCUGCUGGACGUGACCUCUACAUUGUGGAGUCAUCCGAUGAGCAACCAGACAAGUUGGAAAAAUGCUCAGAAUAUGAGUCUUUGGAAUCAUUUGAGAAGGAGCUAGCUGAGGAGCUAGGUGAGCUAGAGACCAACUCAGAUGAGGACGAGAUGGUAACUACCAGGGUCGUUCGCCGCCGUGUGAUUAUUCAGGCUGACAAUAUGCCUGACAUUCUCCCAGAGACUGUGACUGAGGAGCAGUAUACAGAUGAGCAUGGUCAUAUUGUGGUUAAAAAGGUGACUCGUAAAAUCAUCCGAAGGUUUGUUUUACCUGAUGGUACAGAAAAAGAAGAGGUUGUAGUGCACGGGGGACCACAGGAGCCUGUAACAAUGGAAGAGGGUGACACCGUAUCUAAAGUCUUGAAGCGUACCGUACUCAAGAGUGACAGUGAAGAGUCUGAGAUCACUUUCUCUGAGCCAAGAGUAUUAUCUUCCGAAUUCCAAGCUGAACCUGUGGAAGGACGAAAGGUCAGCAAAGUCAUAAAGACAACCAUGGUUCAUGGUGAAAGAAAAGAAAAAUAUCUUGGGGACCUUAGUUUAGCAUCUGAUCUGCCAUCAGCCAAAGAUGACUUUGAACAGGCAUUAAGUUAUGCAGGUGGUGAUAUGAGCAUUCACCUACCUAAUUUAGUGGAAACAGAAAUUGUCAAGGAUGAUGGAUCGGUUAUAAAAAGGACAACAAUGAAUAAAGCCAGCACACAGAAGAGGACUGUGGUGAAGGAUCAGCACGGAAAACAUGUUUCUGUUGAGCAACUGGAGGAUAUUCCUGAAUUGCUCAACAAGGAUGACCUCCAGCGCGACCUACAGCAACUUCUUAACCACUUCUGUGGAGAGGACUGGGAGAAAGAUGCUAAAUAAGUGGCUACCACAUGUUACUUACAGCACAUAUCCAUACUCAAUAUGCAAAACCUACAUCCUCCUCCAUGCAAAAAGGCCAUGAGCGUGCACUGGGCAACACUGAUUCAAGCGUUCUAAAAUUGAUCAAUUCUACGUGUCUUGUUUAUAAAUGCAUAACUAAUUUGUGACCAAAGAUAGCAUCCUUUUUUUGGAUGGUAUAUCCACUAUUAUUUUUUUUUUAUUUUUUUUAUUUUGACCCUAAUCCAAAUGAUCCAUUUUUCUCUUAACAUCAGCUUCAUCCACAGGCCUCUUCAUAGUGUCUGUAAAGACGACCUUUAAAUUUUGGCUUAUUACGCCAUGUUCCUAUCCAUAACAAAUGUGCAUGGGUUUCAGGAAAGGAGAUCAUGACUAGGCUUUGCAUCAUGAAAGGCAAGGUAGGAAAUGGAUGAGUUUGUUCUGAGAUUUACAACAUUCAGCUAUUAGAUCAAGAAUAUGAUUCAUUGUGUAGCUACUAUAUCAAGAUGUUUUGAGGUACUCCAGUGUCUUAUAAAACAAAUCAAAAAGAAGAAAAGACUACUCUGAGAUUACCGGAAAUAUAAUAUAAUAAACCAAAUUGGUAUCUAAUUUGCUAGCUGCUUAUCGGAAACCACCUGUGCUUACUCCAAUAUUCAAGGCUGGACAGUUGGUAGUGUCCAGUCUGCGAGCAUAAUACUGUGACAGCAGCCAUUCUUCAUGAUGUCUUAUUACUAGUGCAAAUGUAUGCUGGCCACAGCACACUGUAAAUAUAGUAACGGGAGAGCGAUUUCUCCAGUAUAAGUAAAAAAAAAAAAAAAAAAAUAUUGAACAAGUCACCUCGUUUAUCAGGAUUUCCUCUGGCACAUGCAUGUGGCAUUAAAUCAAGAUUAAACUAAACUCUUGUAAUCAUGUGUGGAUCUUGUAAACCCUCUUAGCACCGAGCAAGCAUUUUUCACAAAUGUCUCCUCUCCUAUUUUCUGUAUUUUUUUUUUUUUUUUUUUUUAUUUCUUCUUGUCAAAAGCUAAAGACACAAUGCUGGUUUAUGUUUUGCUCUUUUUUAUGUUUUUUUUUUCAUCUCUAACUAAUCCUCUGGAAAUGACUAUAGCAUUUAUGCACUUUUUUUUAAAGAAGGGAUUAUAAGGAAAAAAAGGAAAUAUUUUUUGUCUUCUGUACCUUAUUCUACUUGUGAUUUGAAUUCUGUAGCCUUUUAACGUACAAAUAUAAAUAUAUAUAUAUAAAUACAUAUAAGCACUAUACAUUUUAAACCCGUUUAUUUAAUGUAAGUAUAGAUUGGAAAUCAGUAAAAUGAAAUUGAAAAAAAAAAUGAACAAAACAUUGCAUUAAUCAAGUUGCUAAUUUAUAAAUGAAAUAAAAAAAUGAAAUGAAAUUAAACAAAUUAGGCUUUUGUUCCUAUAGGUUUAGGAAAACAACUCACCCAGAGCUAUGAAUGUCACUUAUUUUAAUUCAUAGGAAUUCUUCAAAUACCACAAACACAACAAAAAGAAGGACACAAAUCCUUAGCUUUAUUUAAGUAAAAUGACUUACUGUAUAUCUUCAUUUUUUUCUCUGGCAGAACCCUUGCUAAAUUACUUUCUCAGUAGACAAGGAGAGGUAAUUGACACUUUUACUUAUCACGAAUCAAGCAACAAGGUGGGAGAUGUUUAGCUAAAUCUGAAGAAACAUACACAAAAAAAAAUAAAAAAAAAUUCUGUUGUGCUAUUUGCAGUGCAGAUGAUGUCUGUGUAAGAACAUGAAUUGCUAAUCACUCUAUGGGGUACGAUCUUGUUAUUUUUUUUAAAAUAUUUUUUCUCUCUGCUGUGUUAUCAAAGAACUUUACUACUGUGAGAAGUGACUUUUAAGUUGAAGAUUCAGCAUCUUGUUCCCAUGGUGAUAACACUAAUUUAAUAUAUCUACGAGGGCAUGUCUUAGUUAAAAUGGCAACAAUAAAUCAACACUAACAAUACAUAGCUGCAAUGUGUACAAUGGCUGAUUUAAUUAAAUAAAGUGUUAAAUGUACAAAGAAA